AUGACGAUGUUCGAGUCGGAUUCGAGACGCACGAGCUUCUGCAUUGAAAUGGCUUUCUUGUGGGACGUUCCGCGUCGAAUGGUGGAGCGUGAUUCAACGCGGAAUCGAGUCUUGCUCGGCAAAGGCAGCGAUCGGGUCCCCGCGGUGCAAUCACUCCGACCCGUCGCUCCUCCUGUCCGACACAGAUUUCAGCUUCGGUCCGAAUGCAAGAGCGUUUGUUACCUGCUUUGA
Molecule: messenger RNA, 231 nt
Organism: Pseudozyma hubeiensis SY62
Lineage: Eukaryota; Fungi; Basidiomycota; Ustilaginomycetes; Ustilaginales; Ustilaginaceae
Exons: 1
Coding region: 1-231 (76 amino acids)
Source: RefSeq, a predicted model, not a curated record